Messenger RNA from Terrapene triunguis (Three-toed box turtle), 898 nucleotides. RefSeq names its product CD63 molecule (gene CD63). The record is from RefSeq and is a predicted model, not a curated record. NCBI's taxonomy places the organism in Eukaryota, Metazoa, Chordata, Testudines, Emydidae. Gene Ontology annotation, cellular component: membrane. The transcript has 5 exons. Bases 1 to 558 code for a protein of 185 amino acids.
AUGCGGGGGCAGGGAGCCCGGGGCGGGGCUGGCGGGGGGCUGCGGGUCAGGGCUGAGGGGCACCGCUCACCCCGCUCUCUCCCACAGUUCGCCGUCCUGCUCACCUGUAUCUUCCUGGUGGAGAUCGCGGCUGCCAUCGCCGGGUACAUCUUCAAGGACAAGGUCCGCACCGUGCUCCAGGGCGGCCUGGAGGAUGCCAUGAAGAAAUACAGCAAGGACCCACUGGUAGCGGAGACCAUGGAUGAACUGCAGAAGAAAUAUUCCUGCUGCGGCGCCCGUAACUACACAGACUGGUUCGACUACGAUCCGUUCAAAGGCAACAACACCGUCCCCAAAUCCUGCUGCCAGGCGAACGCCACCAUGGCCACCUGCAACGUCAGUCCCACCCCUGACACCAUCAACGUCCGAGGCUGUGCGGAGAGCAUCGAGGCCUGGCUGAAGAAACAUAUCGUGAUAGUGGCGGCCGUGGCGCUGGGCAUCGCCUUCUUCGAGCUCCUGGGCAUCGUCUUCGCCUGCUGCCUCAUGAAGGGGAUCCGGAGGGGCUACGAGGUCAUGUAGUGGCCGGGCGGGGUCGUCCUGCCCCAGCCAGGACUCCGGGGGGGGCUCUGCCCCUUUAAGCCGUCAGACCCGCCUUCUUUCCGCAGCGCCCCCUGGUGGGCAGCUCCUGUCCUUCAGCGGUUACCGUAUUUCCCCUAAUGGACGGGCAGCAGGUGCCUUAAAUAUUUGCCAAACCCCCUUCCCCUUUUCUUACUUUAGCUGCCCCUCCCCCGCACCUCUCCAGUGUCGGGGGAGGGGAGUCCGGGGGGCUUCUCUGCCUUUGGGGGGAGGGGGGAAUGUUGAUAUGUUUGAAGAUGUUUUGGGGGGGCACAAUAUUUUGAAAAUAAAAAGCUUCCCCGGA